AGAAUAUGUAUCGGAGGGACUGGAAUGGUCUUUUGUAAAAUACCAGGAUAACCAGGGCUGUCUCGAUCUCAUUGAAGGUUCACCAAUGAGUGUAUUUUCUCUGCUUAACGAGGAGAGCCGUCUUAACCGUGCUUCAGAUGCCCAAAUGUUUCGUGUUCGAUUGGAGAACGAGCUUUCAGAAAAUGGAAGCAUCAGCUGGGACAGGUUCAGCAAAGAGCCACAUUUCACUGUGGCCCACUACGCUGGCAAGGUGAACUACCAGAUACAAGGCAUGGUGGAGAAAAACAAGGACCCAGUGCCACCAGAGCUCAUCGACAUGCUUCAGAAAUCCAACAACAGUUUGCUCCACCAGAUUUUUGCUGAAGUUGAAGAUGAGCAGCAAACUUCCAAAGGACUGAGUAAAGUGACUGUAGUCUCCAAGUUUAAGAACUCUCUUGAAAGCCUCAUGAGAAUCUUGCACAGCACUACCCCUCACUACACUCGCUGCAUUAAACCGAAUCAGGACUGCAAGCCUUUGACAUUCAAGAAGGAAGAAGUGAUAAUGCAGCUAGAGGCAUGUGGCAUUGUAGAGACUAUUCAUAUUAGUGCUGCUGGCUUUCCAGUAAGAAUUCCCUUUGAAAGCUUUACUCAGCGGUACAGUCUGCUUUUAAAACAUUCAAAGUUAAAACCAGCUCAAACUCUUGACCUGGCAGGUGGGAACUUAAAGGAAGAUGUAGAGAGGCUUCUUCAUGUGAUUUUGGAUCAAGACGGUUUGUUGCACCAACUCAGAGGUGACAAACAGACGACUCUGGUGCAUUGUGGGAAGACUAAAGUAUUCCUGACCCAAUCAAUGCUUGAUUUUCUGGAGGAACGGCGGAGGAGGGUCCUGUCUCAAUGUGCCUUUACCGUUCAGUGCUGUUGGCUUCGGUAUCAGCGCCGCAAACGCAUUACCAGGCAACAGUCUGCCACUCUGAUCCAAGCAGUUGUGCGGUCCUGGCUAGUGAGGAGGCGAGUGGUUCAGUGGAACAGGGCUGCUGCUAUUAUCCAGAGGACAUGGAGGAAGUGGAGGGACCUACUGAAAUCUCUGGCUGACUUAGAGCUGGAUGAUGCAGCGGAUGUUGUGACUGAAGAAUUACUUGAGCUAAACCCUCUCAUUAGGGAGAGGGGCUCAGUCCACCUUUCCAGUAUCUCAGAGCCAGUCACUGUGCGGGGGUGGCCCAUGGGCCUGGCUCUGGCCUCAGCUUCGUCCAUCACUGUGUCUUUCACCGCCACUGGAUUUCAUAAAAUGGUGUCUCUCGUGGCCUCCCUCAAGCUACCGUCCAGAAGAGGGCAGUACAUGGUGGAGACCAACCAGUGCAGUGAGGGACUGGCCUCCAUCAGAGCUCAACCAAAGGGAUCUACAAAGCUUCACUAUCAGCGAUCACCACUUCUUUAUGCAGACAGACACCCAGAUCUGCAAACUCACAUGACAGGGUUCAAUGAGAUCCUGCUUGAAAAAACUUUGUAAUUGUUUUUAGAGAACUUAGCCUGGUGCUGCGCUAAAUGCAAUCAACCUCUGACCAAAAAAUUAUUGUUGUAGAUGUCAAAUUUGCUUUUGUGCUGUUUAGAAAGGGAACAAGAUGAUGAUGAACCUGAAUUAUAUUUGUAUUUAAACAAAAACUAAUUCAGACAUUUCAGAAGUGCCAAGGUCUUCCAAUAUUCUAUUACAUUUGCAUUUACGUUUGUGCUUGGAGUAAGUAGACAAUAUAGUGAGAGAUGAACGUAUUAACUGCACAUGUACAGCAUAUAUUGCAAUUUGCACAUGUAAUAUUCACAGAUAUGUAAUAUUCAGUAUAGUUUGCUGUAAACAUGAUGCAUGGUUUUAAGUGUAAAUUAGUAUUUGUAUUUUAAAGCUGACAGUCUUUUUGGAAUGAUCAAGUCAAAAUAUGUGUUAAGUUAAAGUAUGUCACAGUGGUUGUGUCACAGUAAUCCUCAGGAACACUAAUAGCUACAUUGACAAAAGUCAUUGAGCAUUUGUGGCAGUGUGAAAUCUGCACAAUAAGUCAUGUUUAAUCCAUUUGUGGUACCAAAGACUUGAAUUAUAUCAUAUCUUUAACAGAACAAUUGAAAUAAACAAAACAUGCAAUUAAA
This is a messenger RNA of Boleophthalmus pectinirostris (great blue-spotted mudskipper), 2109 nucleotides long. Its product is annotated as unconventional myosin-XIX. Gene Ontology annotation, biological process: vesicle transport along actin filament; actin filament organization. The record is from RefSeq and is a predicted model, not a curated record. Gene Ontology annotation, cellular component: actin cytoskeleton; cytoplasm; myosin complex. The transcript has 11 exons. The coding region runs from base 86 to 1486 and encodes 466 amino acids. Gene Ontology annotation, molecular function: ATP binding; actin filament binding; microfilament motor activity. NCBI's taxonomy places the organism in Eukaryota, Metazoa, Chordata, Actinopteri, Gobiiformes, Gobiidae.